Molecule: messenger RNA, 2293 nt
Organism: Helicoverpa zea (corn earworm)
Lineage: Eukaryota; Metazoa; Arthropoda; Insecta; Lepidoptera; Noctuidae
Exons: 5
Coding region: 1445-2221 (258 amino acids)
Source: RefSeq, a predicted model, not a curated record
UGGUACAGGUAAUGCAAAUUCUCCGAACUUUAUCAGUGCGAUGGUAUUGUUGUCACAUGACAAGCCAGGAGAGAGUGCACUGAUGAUGAUUCACGACAGUGACUAAUAGAUACAGUAUAUUUUACCUGCAUUCAUGCUUGAGAAGCAAGGAAAAUUCGUUUGAGAAUUCGCUUGAUUAUGAACUUGUUUUUGGGGACGAGACUCAUGACAAAACAACAUUUUUAUUUUUUUAUGGGAUCUACAAAAUUUCUAAUAACUGAGUUACUUUUAUUUAGUAAGUAUAUUAAAAGUACCUGAUGACUCCGUACGAACUCUGUGAUAUUAUAAUAACUAAAGCAAAUAUAAGACAUGUUUCUUGGACUUUUAUGGGUCAUAAAAACCCUUCUUUAAUGAGCCUCUUUAAUGAAGUUGGCUCUAUUUUUCAAAUAUUGGUAUGGUGUUUAUAGGUAUUCUGUUUAUGUUUACCUAUUUGCUGCCAAAACGCCGACCAUGGGGCGUUAAUGACGCUAUUGGUUGUACAAUAUCAACAUUUUAUGAAACCACCAUAAUUAUCCUUACACACGACAUGAUACAUAUGGUUACAUCAUAAAUGAAGGUAAGAAUCGAUACACGGAAACGAGGUCACUAACGAUGUCAAAUUGCCUUUAAGCAGGCCUUUGAAAGGAAAAAAGAAACUGUUUGCUGGACGGACGGUCAGUCGCAUUACUUAUUCAUGUCCUAGGCAGCUGGCUUUAUUUCUUUUAUGGGGGUUUUUCCGAUAGCGUCAAUUUUGAACAAUUUACUUGGAAACAAUGCUGUUCCUAUAAGGUUUCCUAUAAACUAUACUUCUAUGAGGGCCAUAAAAUUCCUUGUUGAUUUUAAUGUGGGAUGUUAUUGACGGAAGAGCGUAGUUGAAACUCUUAUUACUCUUAGGGCAGAUACCUGAUAUACGGAAAGUCUGUUAGAUGCAGCAUGAGUAGGAUGUCCCAGCAUAGGUGAUGCUCUGGUUUUACAUGGUGAGGUAAUCUUUGCGGAUGUGGUAGACCCAUGAUUGGUUUAACGUGGCUUUAAAGUUAAUUGUGCUAUGCUAUGAAAUGUCUCUGUAUUGUUCCUUAAUUUACAAAUCCCAGUUAUACAAUCUGUAAUAUUGCUAUUAAGUCAUUAACUACAGUAUCUCAUGGUGCCAUCGACGUUAUAAAAGGUUUUGAUAAGAAACAAUGCCAAAUAUUUGAAACUAUUUGCAAUUUUGGGGGGAAUUUACGGGCAAAGAUUCCAAUGCUUUGACAAAUCCUUAUCUUUUGGUUCACCCUCUGCCAUUAUUGCAAGACAAUAUGGAGAUAACAGUAAUUUUUCUAUGGAGUGACUGGUCGAGGAUAUACUAUAAAAAGACAAACCAGGGAUAAGUGGGCAUCAGUUCCUUCAAGGACUUCACUGGGAUAAGAUCAAAUAGCCACAUAGAGAAAAAAUGUAUCGAUCACUACCACUGCUUCUGGCUUUGGCCGUAAUGGCGUUUUCAGCAGAAAUAUCUUCAUCUUAUGCCUUGUUAGAAAAACAAGCUGCAUUCCAACCUGAACUAAAAACUGAACAUAGAGACCAUCCCGUACAUGAUGAUAAUGCUGAACAUCCAGUGUAUAGACCAGAAGACGGGAACAGAGGCAGAGCAAGGAUUGAACCAGUGAAGCCGUUUGGACCCGUCAUCAAACAUGAUGCUAUGUUAUCUGAUCAACCUUCUGCUUCUACGGAAGUAAACAGACUUGGUUCAGAUGUUGGUAUUCUCGACAAUGGAUACGUCCCUGGUACUGCUGAUGUAGCCUAUCCUGAUAUUCCAUACGCUCCUGGCUACCCUUAUGCAAUUGGCUACCCUGAAUCUAACAAUUACGAUUACCUAAUGGAGCCUGAUACUUCUACCUUCGGUCUUCUGUGGAGUCAAAUGCCUUACGCUAGAACUAUGGUCAGUGCUGUCGGUCACACGAUCACCUGGAUUUUCAACAGCAUCUUCAUUCUUAUCAUCGGUUCUCUCCUGACAGUCGGUGUUUGCACUUAUACGAACUUAUGUUCUAUCGCCUUCCACGGCGUUGGGCCUAUCCAUGAAGAAAUGAGAUCUCUUAUGAACCCAGAAAAGUUGGAAAAGAUUAUUCACGCAGCAGACUUCGUGAAGUCGGCUAUAGACAAAUAUCAGAAGAUACAGAAAGUUAACGACGCUGCUGGUAUGAGAAAACGUCGGGCCAUAUUUAAUUACUAAAAAUGAUUUAUUUCCAAAUUAAUUAUUUUGAAUUCAGAUUUUAUAUAUUUUUUAUUAAAAUGCUUAAAAUUA